Molecule: messenger RNA, 2208 nt
Organism: Penicillium bovifimosum
Lineage: Eukaryota; Fungi; Ascomycota; Eurotiomycetes; Eurotiales; Aspergillaceae
Product: RING finger and CHY zinc finger domain-containing protein
Exons: 3
Coding region: 1-2208 (735 amino acids)
Biological process (GO): ubiquitin-dependent protein catabolic process; protein ubiquitination
Cellular component (GO): nucleus
Molecular function (GO): ubiquitin protein ligase activity; zinc ion binding
Source: RefSeq, a predicted model, not a curated record
AUGAGUGGUUUCAUUUCCUCGCUGCUAAUCCAAGUUGGAAUCCGAUCCCCCAAUCUGCCACCCCCACCGACCAGGCAGCCACAUGACACCCAAUCCGAACCUCAGCUGAACGAACCGACAAAGACAUCGACAAGCGAUAGCAAAGUUGAAGAUCAUAGACCUGUCACUCAACUGAGCCAAGAUCACCGACAUACACUCAACAACUGUGGAGAUGCGGGUGCGGGGUCCCUGCGUAGCGCUGUCUUCUUCACAACCCUGACCAAAGAAAUGGAUGGACGGAAUUUCCAGCCAGAGGGCAACCGACCAGUGGCCAAUGACACAUCUGAAUCUAUUCGGAGCGCGGCUGUGACAGAAGGUUUAUUCAAUCCUACCCAUGGCGCCGAUGCCACUCCGCUACUGGACCGCCGAGACAGUUCGACGAAUCCACAAGCUUUACAUCCCGCUGAGAUGGUGGGCCCACAGACUGAACCGCGUAUUGGAGCUUCAGAAGUAGCCGUUGGAAGGCCACAGCGAUCUUUGGGCAGUGCAUUUGACCUAGAUACUCCAACACAGUCUUCACUUCCAGCAGAUGAUGGGAUGGGAGUGCUCCGAAGCAAGAUCAUCGCGAUCAGGGAGAUGCAGGUCACUAAUCUUGAAAAGGCCCGACUAGUUCAUGAUCUGAUGACAGAAGAUUAUAAAUCAUCCCGUGACAGUUCGAGUACGUCUGGUGCAGCGGUGCGUUCUACUCCAUCCAGCCCGCAAAAGUUAGGGCGGCCCACGAGUCCGAGCGCUCCCGGGGUCUCGGAAAACAAUACAUCUGGACCAAUUUCACCAAGCCUUGAGUCGCCUCCACUACAGGAGCACUUGUUCUAUCUCACACCUGAAGAUCUACGACCGACCUAUGUCCCCAAAACAGAAACAGGGACACCAGAUAUCGAAACUUGUGACGAGGAAUUGGAUACAGAAGAACAGGAAGAAGACAUUCUUGGCUGUGUGCAUUAUCAUCGCAAUGUGAAACUCGAGUGCCACACGUGCAAGAAAUGGUAUACUUGCCGUUUCUGCCACGACGAAGUUGAAGACCAUUCUCUUAUUCGCCGAGAUACUGAGCAUAUGCUUUGUAUGCUAUGUGGGGACGCCCAGCCUGCGGCGCAGACCUGUAGGCAAUGCUGUGAGCAAACAGCCCACUAUUAUUGUGAGAUCUGCAAACUCUGGGACAACGACAGCAAUAAAAGCAUCUACCAUUGCAAUGACUGUGGUAUUUGUCGAAUCGGACAGGGACUAGGUAAAGACUUUUUUCAUUGUCAGACCUGUUCCGUCUGUCUUCCCAUGUCCAUUGAGAACACCCACCGUUGCAUUGAACGGUCCACUCAAUGUGAUUGCCCCAUAUGUGGAGACUACAUGUUUGAUUCUCCAGAAACCGUGGUCGUCAUGAGGUGCGGCCACAGCAUACACCACAAGUGCCUUGAAGAGUAUUCCAAGAGCUCUUUCCGUUGUCCGAUCUGUAGCAAGACCAUCACCAACAUGGAAUCGACAUUCCGAAACUUGGAUCGCACCAUCGAGAGUCAACCUAUGCCGGAGGAGUUCAAGGACACCAAAGGUCUCGUUUACUGCAACGACUGCAGUUCAAAAUCAGUUGUAAAAUACCAUUGGCUUGGCUUGAGAUCCCAACUUCGCAUUUUGCAUGGUGACAUGUCGGCUCAACCUGAAGAACAUAUGGGGGAAGAUUUGAUCUCCCGGCCUCGAUCGUCUUCACUCAUCGAAGAGAACGACUCGAUGUCGUCUUCGCUGGCAGCACUGACCGUCAACGACACCUCGGUCUCUCGCUCAAGGCUGAGCAUUCCUACGCCUCCUGAACCGGAAAGGCGAUUCUCAUCUUACAAUAUCACACGGGGCCGUGCUGUCUCGCCCGUCGUCAGCAAUUAUUUCGGACUGCCGACUGAGCGCGAAUCUGAAACCCCCUCAUCGAUGCCCUUCUUUGGGGGCCCGUCUCGUGGCGAGAAUGAGGAUUAUGGGGCGCUGAAUUUCUUGAGCAAGAAGUUUACCUACAGCUAUGGAAUAUUUGGUGGUGAAACAAAAGCAGCGGAAAAUAUUUCGAAAGCUGGCAAUGAAGAGAUCGAUGGAGAAUCCUCUGAGUCAGCUGAGUCUGAGAGUGACGAUGAAGAGGACGAAGAUGAAGACGACGAGGAAGAUCAAGAUCAACAUCACAUCGAAAUUUUCGGCCAUCAAUGA